Solea senegalensis (Senegalese sole) is the source of this 4572-nucleotide messenger RNA. RefSeq names its product zinc finger DHHC-type palmitoyltransferase 17 (gene zdhhc17). Gene Ontology annotation, molecular function: palmitoyltransferase activity; protein binding. Gene Ontology annotation, biological process: protein palmitoylation. Lineage: Eukaryota; Metazoa; Chordata; Actinopteri; Pleuronectiformes; Soleidae. The record is from RefSeq and is a predicted model, not a curated record. The transcript has 17 exons. The coding region runs from base 19 to 1887 and encodes 622 amino acids. Gene Ontology annotation, cellular component: Golgi membrane.
GCGAACAUCACCACCAAGAUGGCUGACGCUAUGGAGGAAUAUGAGAAAGAAGCUGGCUGCGUCCCUAUUCUCCAUCCCGAGGAAAUCAAACCCCAGAGCCAUUACAAUCAUGGCUACACUGAGAACGUCAGCCGUAAGAACCAUGUGGAUGACUACAGCACCUGGGACAUUGUCAAAGCCACACAGUAUGGCAUCUUCGAGCGCUGCAGGGAGCUGGUGGAGGCAGGCUUUGACGUUCGGCAGCCAGACAAAGAAAAUGUAACUCUCCUCCACUGGGCCGCCAUCAACAACAGGAUAGACUUGGUCAAAUACUACAUAUCAAAGGGAGCCAUCGUUGAUCAGCUGGGAGGAGAUCUUAACUCCACACCUCUGCACUGGGCCACCAGACAAGGCCACCUAUCCAUGGUGGUACAGCUCAUGAAAUACGGCGCAGACCCAUCUUUGAUUGAUGGCGAGGGCUGCAGCUGCAUUCACCUGGCUGCCCAGUUCGGCCACACGUCCAUCGUGGCCUACCUUAUUGCCAAAGGACAGGACGUGGAUAUGAUGGAUCAGAACGGCAUGACUCCUCUGAUGUGGGCGGCGUACAGGACACACAGUGUGGAUCCAACUCGGCUGCUACUAACCUUCAACGUGUCCGUCAACCUCGGCGACAAAUAUCACAAGAACACCGCGCUGCACUGGGCGGUGCUUGCUGGCAACACAACUGUCAUCAGCCUGCUGCUGGAUGCCAACACGAACGUCGAUGCACAGAACAUCAAGGGGGAAACGCCGCUCGAUCUUGCCAAGCAGAGGAAGAACGUUUGGAUGAUCAACCACUUACAAGAAGCACGACAGGCCAAAGGCUAUGACAGCCCCUCCUAUCUGAAGAGGCUGAAGAUGGACAAGGAGUUCAGGCAGAAGGUGAUGCUUGGGACGCCCUUUGUAGUCAUCUGGCUAGUUGGUUUCAUUGCUGAUCUGGAUAUCGACUCGUGGCUGAUCAAGGGCCUCAUGUACGCCGGCGUCUGGGUCACUGUGCAGUUCCUCUCCAAGGCUUUCUUCGACCAUUCCAUGCACAGCGCUCUCCCUCUGGGAAUCUACCUGGCCACCAAGUUCUGGAUGUACACCACCUGGUUCUACUGGUUCUGGAAUGAUCUGCCUUUUGCCACCGUCCAUGUGCCCUUCCUGAUAAACACCCUGGCUCUCUUCUACAACUUUGGAAAAUCUUGGAAGUCCGACCCGGGAAUCAUCAAAGCAUCUGAGGAGCAGAAGAAAAAGACGAUCGUGGAGUUGGCAGAGGCGGGCAGCCUGGAUCUGAGCAUAUUCUGCAGCACCUGCUUGAUACGGAAGCCCAUCAGGUCUAAACACUGCGCCGUGUGCAAUCGCUGCAUUGCCAAGUUCGACCACCACUGUCCCUGGGUGGGGAACUGUGUUGGAAGUGGAAAUCACCGCUACUUCAUGGGUUAUCUGUUCUUCCUGCUCUGCAUGAUCUGCUGGAUGAUGUACGGCUGCAUCUGCUACUGGAGGAUCAACUGUGCCACCAGUUAUGCUAAGGAUGGUUUCUGGCUCUAUCUGACCCAGAUUGCCACCUGCUCCCCCUGGAUGUUCUGGAUGUUCCUUAACAGUGUCUUCCACUUCAUGUGGGUGGCCGUGCUCAUCAUGUGUCAGCUCUAUCAGAUUGCAGCUCUGGGGAUCACCACCAACGAGAGGAUGAAUGCUCGCAGAUACAAGCACUUUAAAGUCACGGCCACGUCCAUCGAAAGCCCAUUCAACCAUGGCUGCAUCCGAAACCUUAUAGAUUUCUUUGAGAUCCGCUGCUGUGGACUGAUCCGGCCUGUGGCGGUGGACUGGACCACACAGUACACAAUAGAAUACGACCAGACGUCUGGCUCAGGCUACCAGCUGGUGUAGCGAAAGGAAGAGGUGGCGAAUGAAGAUGGAAGAGAUUGGAAGGGGGCGGGGUCAUGGGUGUGGCUAAACCGGAGUUGAAUUUGGCUGGAUGGAAGAAUAUUUUUGGAAGGAUUACCCCCUCCUCCACUCGCCCCUCACUCUCACACACACAUUCACGUACACACACACACACACAUGCAGUCAUAUCAGAAUGAUGCUGUUCUUGGGAGCGCUUGCUUUUUUUGGACCAUCUCUCCCACACCGAUCAAAACACUUUGGGGAAAAAGAAAAAAAAAAAAAAUCAGCCAGGACUAGCAUGCUGUUACAGGGCAACACCACAACUACACCACUCUACCUUUACUACUAUUACUACUACUACUACUACUUCUACUAUUCUACUACAUCAGACGUCAUUACUGUACCUUCACUGCUAUCCAGCCGCUCCACCUCGUCUCUACUCCUCAGCCCUUUGGACAGUGUGUCACUGCCAGGCACGAGCGGAGCGGAGGGGAGAGAGAGAGAGAGGCCGUAAGACGCGAAGAAUUUCAAAAUAAAAGCCCCUCUGUUUGUACUCUAGACGUGACGCUGCAGAGACGACAGCACCAUGAAGUGGCAGUAUCGUUCCCCCCCACUUUAUAUCCUUAUUUAUGGUGUCCAUGUUGAUGUGCCCUGUACGUAAUUUUUUCUGUUUUUGAUCGGUUCAGGAACGCUGCAGUUCCUGUGGUAAUUUACCUGUGGUGGCCGUGGAAGCUAAAGUAAAGCUGUUGUUUUUGUACCCUUUUUUUUUUUUUGUUGUUGUUUUAAAUAUCAUAAACUUGUAAGUACCAUAGAGGUAAGGGAAUGUCUUUUUAAGGUCUUGAUUUUGCACCGUGAUGAAUUUAGUGUGAAACGGAUGAGGAUUGGCCAACAUUGUUGAACUUAUCAGAGAGAAGCGUUGGUUAGCGCGACAGGAGAUAUCCUACAGACAAUGUGAUACAGGUAUAUUUAUUUUAAAACUAUUUAUAGAUUAAGUAACUAUCCUCUAGCACCAUCAUUGUUUUUAGUUUUCACAUCCUUUUUAGCUGAAGAGGUUUCUUUUUAAUGAGAAAGAAUAUUAAAGAAGUACCUGUAGCUGUUUAACAAGGACGUACGAGAACUCUAUAGUCAGGUACAACAGGUGAGGUAUUUAUAAACAGCAGAGAUGUAAGUCGGAAAGAGAUUGCAGAGGUGAGAUGGAGGAGGUUUUUUUUUUUUUUACGCAAAAAGGUUCAUUCCAUGUGUUACUAAGUCUUAAUUGUUUUGUCUGUCUUUUUGUUUGCCGACAACAUUGCACUGAUUUUUAUUUUUUGGCAGUUAUUUUUGUUUUUGCCGUUACUGAACAGAAGGGCCCAGCAGCUCCCAUUGUUUACAGUGUGGACGGUGAGGGGCCCCCCAUUGAAUAUGGCCGCCCCCCUGCAACUCUUCCUGUCUGGACCGUGCACAGUCAACAGGAUAAACGGAAAGUGUGAAGAAUGUGCAUUUGUACAUAAGCAGCAAAUCAUUUUUCUUUUUCAUUCAGUGUUAGUUGAAGGUGCUCCUGGACUUUUUUUUUUCUGUUCUGAGUUUGGUGGAUUUCUUCCAACUGAACUCAAGUGGAAAGAUGAAAAUGAAGUGACUGUACUCCACAUGUAUGACUGUAGCUUUUAGUGAUGUCUGACACUGCUGUCUUAUAGGCAUUUUAACCCCCCUCCCCCAAUUUCCACUGCAUGUACGAUGGUUGGGACAGCUAGGCUCUCGCUGCCCCCGACAUUUCAAUUUGACCACAUCCUCAUCAUCAUGGUGACAGCCCGGCAAGCCACGUGUCUGUAUAUAGUGAAUGUUAAGUAUUUGCAAGUACUUUUCCGCGUUGCUUUCAUAUUUUAUUUUUUGGUAUCGGUUUCUUUCUCUCCAAUCCAGUGUGUUUUGUGGAAUUUGUCUUUCAGGGGACUAGAUUUCCAGUCGGGUCCUCCUGUGCAAGUGUGUAAUAUAUUUGAAUGUUCCAUGCUUGUGAAUUCUGUACUCAUCAUUUUGUUUUGUUUUUUUCUGGUCAUAUAUUGCUGGGUUUGUUAUACCACUGGAUGUACAAAUUGUAAAGCAAAGACACUUAGAGAACUAAGGCAGAAGCCAAGUUUUUUUUUUGUUUGUUUUUUAAAAGCUGAAAUGUGACCAUGCAAUAGUUUUAAUGACAGAUGGAGGUUAUAUUAUAUUAAGGCCUCCAAAACGUUUUGGGCCUCAUGUUUGCAUCACCAGAAGGAGACAGUUAUGUCGUCAUCCUCAUUCUGUUUCCCUCCAUUUACCGCGUGAACCACCGACGUCUCUGUUCAACCAGGACGACACACAGCCGUCACACUCUGUGAGCUUCAGAGGUUAAAAAUCAUAACAUUCAUAUCAGCAGGUCAUGCAACAGUAACUAGCCACUUGUGUUCGCAUCAUGCCUUCUAAAGCGACAGGAGGUCAACGGUUCACUCCCAGCUCAUCCAUGAAAAUCAAUUCCCGACCAUUUCAGUUCUCAGUAGUUCUUCCAGCAGCCUGUCCCCUCCCCUCCCCUCUUCAUAUUGGAUAAUAAAAGAAAAAAAAGAUAAAGCACAUACUCAUUUCCAGUGCCUCUCUGCCCACCUUCAGACAUCACUGUUACUCCGCUUCAGAUGUAAACAUACGGGCAUGGUUCAGUUUUAAUGGCUUUAAUAAUAAAAUACAGUCAAAUGUGAA